Messenger RNA from Scedosporium apiospermum, 921 nucleotides. RefSeq lists its product as uncharacterized. Gene Ontology annotation, molecular function: oxidoreductase activity. NCBI's taxonomy places the organism in Eukaryota, Fungi, Ascomycota, Sordariomycetes, Microascales, Microascaceae. The transcript is spliced from 3 exons. Bases 1 to 921 code for a protein of 306 amino acids. The record is from RefSeq and is a predicted model, not a curated record.
AUGGCGGAGAAAGCCAAGGAUCGCAUCGCGGCCAUCGGCCAGCACCUCAAUUCCACAGACUUGCCGCCCAUUCGUAAGGUUGCUCCGGGAUCGAGUGCUCCCCGGGUCAAGGACAAGGUUGUCAUCAUCACCGGAGCCAACUCACUCCUCGGCAUCGGUCGCGCCACCGCUCACCAAUUCGCCGAAAGCGGCGCCCGCGCAAUCUACAUCUGCGACUAUGACGGAACACAUCUGGAAGCCCACAAGGCCGAGAUUGUCGCCGCCUUCCCCUCCGUCGAGGUCCACGCCCGGCGUUUCGACGCCGCCGAUGAGGCGAGCGUGAAGGAAGUCGUCGACGACGCUAUCAAGCGCUACGGACGGCUCGAUGUCUUUUUCGCUAACGCGGGCAUCGUGGGUAAGACUGUUGCUUUUACCGAGUUCAGCGAAGAGGAGUUUAUGACUGUCUUGAGGACGAACACCUUGAGCGUCUUUCUAGCAGCCAAAUACGCCGCCCCAGCCAUGACCAAAACCUCCCCCACAAAACCCCAAGCAGGCGGCAGCAUAAUCGGCACCGCCUCCGUAGCAGGCCUCCGCUCCAACGCCGGCUCGACCCCCUAUUCCGCUUCCAAAGCCGCCGUCAUCUCCCUCGUGCAGACGACGGCCUACCAGCUGACCGGCACGGGCGUGCGUGUCAACGCCAUCUGCCCGGGCCUCAUCGAGACGGGCAUGACGGCGCCCGUGUUCAACGCCGCGAGGGCCAGGGGAACGGAGAAGAAGAUUGGGCAGCUGAACCCUUUGAGGAGGGGCGGGCACGCGGAUGAGAUUGCGAGGGUGGCGCUGUUUUUGGGGAGUGAUGAGAGUAGCUAUGUUAAUGGGCAGGCUUGGGCUGUUGAUGGGGGGUUGAGUGCGGGACAUCCGUAUGUUCCUGGAAAGUUGGGUUAA